Messenger RNA from Moesziomyces antarcticus, 1530 nucleotides. Its product is annotated as 4-aminobutyrate aminotransferase. The record is from RefSeq and is a predicted model, not a curated record. The coding region runs from base 1 to 1530 and encodes 509 amino acids. Gene Ontology annotation, biological process: GABA catabolic process. The transcript has a single exon. NCBI's taxonomy places the organism in Eukaryota, Fungi, Basidiomycota, Ustilaginomycetes, Ustilaginales, Ustilaginaceae. Gene Ontology annotation, cellular component: mitochondrion. Gene Ontology annotation, molecular function: pyridoxal phosphate binding.
AUGGCUUCUCGCGCCUCCUCGUCCACACGGGCUCUUGCCCGUGCGUCUCAGCUGCGUCGCUCGUCGGCACCGGCUGCCCGGCGAUCGCUCGCUACCGUCGCCUCCUCGCUGUUCCCUGGCGAGCCGUCGACACCGCACCUCGUCUCCCCGGCCAUUCCUGGACCCAAGUCCAAGGAGCUCAGCGAGCGCAUCGGCUCGUUCCAGGAGAACCGCGCGCACGGCUUUGUGGUCGACUAUGCCAAGUCGCAAGGCAACUGGAUCGCCGAUGCCGACGGAAACGUGCUCCUCGACAUGUUUGCACAGAUCGCCUCCAUCGCCAUCGGCUACAACAACCCGGACCUCAUCGCGCUCGCCAAGACCGACGAGUUCAUCACCGCGACCAUGAACCGCGCCGCCCUCGGCUCGUUCCCCCCGACCAACUGGCAGGAGCUCGUCGAGACCGGUCUGGGCACCGUGCGUCCCAAGGGGCUCAACCAGAUCUUCACCGCCAUGUGCGGCAGCUGCGCCAACGAGAACGCUUUCAAGGCUUCCUUCAUGGCUUACCGUGCGCGCGAGAGGGGCGAGCAGGCCCAGUUCACGCCCGAAGAGAUGCAGAGCUGCAUGAAGAACCAAUCGCCCGGCAGCCCCGACCUGUCCAUCCUCAGUUUCACCAGCGCCUUCCACGGUCGGCUCUUUGGCUCGCUCUCCGCCACGCGCUCCAAGGCGAUUCACAAGCUCGACAUUCCGUCGUUCAACUGGCCCGUCGUCGCGUGGCCCGACGUCAAGUACCCCUUCUCCCAGAACGCUCGCGAGAAUGCCGACGCCGAAAAGGCGGCGCUGGCAGCUGUCGAGGAGGCCAUCGUCAACUCGACCAAGUCGGGCUCGGCACAUGGUCCCGUGGCGGCGCUCAUUGUCGAGCCCAUCCAGUCCGAGGGCGGCGACAACCACGCCUCGCCCGCCUUCUUCCAGGGCCUGCGAGACGUCACCAAGAAGCACGGCGUGUUUAUGAUCGUCGACGAGGUCCAGACGGGUGUAGGCGCGACGGGCGCAUUCUGGGCACACGACAAGUGGAACCUCUCGAGCCCACCGGACUUUGUCACCUUCUCGAAAAAGAUGCAGGCGGCGGGCUUCUACCACAACCUCGACACGCGCCCCUCGCUGCCGUACCGCAACUACAACACGUGGAUGGGCGAUCCGACGCGCACGAUGCAGGCGCGCCAGAUCAUCCACACCAUCAAGGACCACGACCUGGUCAAGCGCACCGACGACGUGGGCAACUACAUCCACGCUGCGCUCGCCGACAUGAUCGAGAACGGCGCCGGCCGCGGCAAGGUGGAGAAGCUGCGUGGCGAGAAUGCAGGCACGUUCAUCGCCUUUGACGGCGUCACGCCCGAGACGCGCGACAAGCUCAUCCUCGAGAUGCGCAAGCAGGGCGUCCACAUGGGCGGCUGUGGCGACAAGGCGGUGCGUCUGCGCCCGAUGCUCGUGUUUGAGCGCAAGCACGCCGACCUUUUCCUGGAGCGUCUCGAGAAGGCGCUCGGACAGCUCUGA